AUGGUAUUAGGUGCUGGUCUUGGGUCGGACGUCCAAAUGGGCGUAAUAGCGCAUGAAAUUGGUCAUGCAAUAGGAUUCUGGCAUGAGCAAAGUCGUCCUGAUAGAGACAAUUAUGUUCGAAUAAAUUCGGCUAAUAUUGAACCGGGAAAAGAAAAUAACUUCAACAAAUACGACACAGGUACUGCUAACACGUACAAUGUUCCAUACGAUAUAGGAUCCAUAAUGCAUUAUGGAGAAAAGUAUUUCAGCGUAAAUGGUCAAAAUACAAUCGAUGCUCUUAACUCAGACGAUCAAGCAAAAAUGGGAAACCGAGCCGGUCUUACUAAUGCCGAUGUUACGUUAGCUAAAUUAAUGUACGAUUGUCCAGAAUGUGGUGCUAUUCGGUUGGUUUGCCGCGAUCUGCGUGUCAAUGCCAAUAUUAAAAAAAUUUAA
Saccoglossus kowalevskii is the source of this 432-nucleotide messenger RNA. RefSeq names its product protein SpAN-like. The record is from RefSeq and is a predicted model, not a curated record. Gene Ontology annotation, biological process: proteolysis. Gene Ontology annotation, molecular function: zinc ion binding; metalloendopeptidase activity. NCBI's taxonomy places the organism in Eukaryota, Metazoa, Hemichordata, Enteropneusta, Harrimaniidae.